AUGUCGUUGUCGGCAAAUAUUAGUGUUGAGGCACCGAUAGAAAACCAAAUACAGGAGAUUGCAUACGAUGGCACCGAGAUAUAUCAACUUCCACCAACUCUGUCGGAGCAUCUGGCAAAAUGUGCGACCAAGAUCGAUUUCAGUAAAACAUCGAGUGAUAUCGACCUACUGCAGCAAUCCAUCAAGAAGGAGGACGAAAAGAAGGAAGAGGAAUCAAAGGACCCGAAAGAGCAGUUCCAAUCGAGCCUUUGGCCUUGGGAUUCAGUGCGCAACAAGCUUAAGGAAGCGCUAACAGAAGUGUGCGUCCUGUCGGACGUGCUGAAUAUUGCCAAGGAAAAGCGGUACAUGGUGCUGGAUCCGAUACCGCUGGAGCCUCCCGAAGUGAAGCAGAUGGUACUGGUGUAUGCUCGCAAAAAGGCUCUUGCCAGUGCCGCGAACAUUCUGCAGAGUGGUGUCGAGCGACUAAAGGCCGUCCAAAGCGAUCAAGGAGUGAAUCGGACCAACUCAACCGACUUUCACAUCGAAUUGUUGCGUUUGCGACGUAACUGGCGUCUCAAGAAGGUAUCCAACACGAUUAUUGGUGACUUGAGCUAUCGUACGGCCGGCUCAAAGUUCAUGCACCCGGGAAUGUUCGAAGUGACAAAGGCGGAAGACGAAGAAUCUGGUUCUCCUCCCGCCAGUCCAUCAGGGGCUGGGGCUGCCGGUACCGUUGCCUGUCCGAAGAUUAACUCUGCGCUUCGCGUAAACGUCCCGACGGAACUGCAGGGCGUGGCAUUUAUUAAGGUCAUCACACAGAAAGAUCAGGAAGAUCUGUGCACGGCCACGGUUAACAUGAUGGGAUCAACACAUCUCGUUCCGCAGGCUGGUGCGUGGCAACAGACGCUCGAGUAUGCCCAAAACGUGCUCUUCUGUAAAGAACUGUUUAACCAGCUGGCUCGCGAAGCUGUCCAGCUACAGGCACCGAUUCCACACGUCGUCGUCGGUAACCAGAUACGGGCCACGUUGUUGCCGGGUAUUCAGCUUAUUAUAAGCUUGUGCCACUCAACGUCUUCCGAUUCGAAUAACAGCUCGGAACCGAUCAAGGAUCAUGAUCACGUGCUUGAGCACAGCCUGCAUCAGUUGCUGCGUGAGUUCCAUCACAAGAACACGCAUCAUCCUUUCCCACAUCCGGCCAGUGGGCCGCUAGGACCAAGCAAGAAGCGUAUGCUUGCCGGACCGUCCGCGUACGAUCGUCACGAGCUGCUGGAAAUGACUAAAUCGCAAACCUUACUCGAACAGAUUAUCGCUCAGGCGCAGCAUAUUUUCACUCGCCGGCGGACACAGUACGUGCUCGAUACGGUGGCUCGCGACGUUAAGGAUCCCAUGAUCACGUCUCAUUGGAAUGCGAUGAACAGCCCAACGAUGUCGUGCGUAAAAAUUAACAUCACCUCGCACGGGUAUGACGCGAACCUGCGCACUUCGCUCGUGAUCCACGUGAAGGAGCGAUCGCUAAAGUGCAUCUGCCGUGAUGGCCGCAUCAUGCACAUGUCGUACGAACCGCAGGAGUUGCGUGAUCUGAUCCUUUGCCAAAUCAGCCAGCAUCAGAUUGUGUGUCUGCAGAAUCUGGCCAAAUGCAUGGCCUGGCAGAUUCUCUCGAGCAGUAGCCACCUUGGCAUCGGCUCGGUCGAACCGCUUGGUAAUGCGAGUUCGUGCGUACUUGCCUCACCGAACAGUGACCGGUUGAUCGCAGUGCAGGUGCGCUGCGAUUCCCAGAUCGACGUGAAGGUAUACAUUGCUCAAAGCCCGGCAAAGGACUUCUUCCCGGGAUCUCUCGUGCAGGGGCGCCACUGGGAACACCUGGGCGGUCAUUUCAAGGAGGUUCGGUUCGACAAGAUGGAAGGGAAAAACUUCCACAACAAAAUGGAAUUCCUCAUGGCAAGCCUCACCAGCCAAUCGUAA
Messenger RNA from Anopheles nili, 1938 nucleotides. It is a transcript of the gene MED17, whose product is annotated as mediator of RNA polymerase II transcription subunit 17. The coding region runs from base 1 to 1938 and encodes 645 amino acids. NCBI's taxonomy places the organism in Eukaryota, Metazoa, Arthropoda, Insecta, Diptera, Culicidae. The transcript has 3 exons. Gene Ontology annotation, cellular component: core mediator complex; mediator complex. Gene Ontology annotation, molecular function: transcription coregulator activity. Gene Ontology annotation, biological process: regulation of transcription by RNA polymerase II. The record is from RefSeq and is a predicted model, not a curated record.